UUUUUUAGGAUUUUUUUUUUUUUUUUGUCAAUUUCUCUUAUUAAUUAAUUAAAGAAAUCUUUAAUAAAAGUAACGAUACAUGAACCCCGAUUUGUAUGUAUUACCAUAUAAGAAUAUUGUUGAUUCAAUUACAAAAAUACCCCUUAUUCAUUAUCUCUCAAUGCAAAUAGUAUAUCCGUUCAAAACCACAUUAUUUCUUUGAAUUAAUCUAAAAUUACGAGGGCAAAACUGUACUUUCAUACACAUUCUGAACCGUCCCAAUUCUGGCCGAACGAACCUUGGGGUUGCCACUAUAAAUAAAGUAACAAACUGAACUAAAACAUUUAUUCAAAACAGAAUACAAAUAUCCAUAAAAAAGAACAGAAAAGAAAAAGCAAAGAAGAAAAGAAAAAACAAGAACUCCCCACCUUGAUUCUCUCUCUAGAACCUAGACAACUUUCUCUCUCUACCCUCUCUCUAGCUUUACCAACCAAGUUGUAAGUUGCAAGGUACCAACCACACCAUAUAACAACAUUCGUUAGGCCAUGGCAUCAUCGUCAUCGGUACUACUGUCCAAGGUGGUGGCGAAGGUGGCGAUAGUGGUGGUGGGUUUAUCUAUAAUCACCUGCGGUGAGACGUUGGAGAGUGCGACGUGGUGCGUGUCGAGGAGUGAGGCCAGCGACGUGGCAUUGCAGACUGCUAUGGACUACGCCUGUGGGGCAGGGGCGGACUGUACACCCAUUCAGUCGUCCGGGUUGUGUUUCCUGCCAAACACGGUGCAAGCACACGCUUCCUAUGCCUUCAACAGUUUCUACCAGCGCAAGGCCCAAGCCCCUGGGGCUUGUGACUUCUCUGGCACUGCCACCGUUGCUAGAACUGAUCCCAGUUAUGGAUCUUGUGAUUAUCCAUCAUCUCUAAGCACGGCUGGAGGGUCACCCACCACUCCCACCACAACACCGACAGUGAAUGCGCCACCAACACCUGGAGGCGCCACGACACCACUCUAUGGCACUGGAGGAUUGACACCAGGCUUUGGACCCGUAAUACCAGACGGAAACAAUUCUUCUAAAGCUUCUCCUGGGCGUUUAGUUACAGCAAUCUUUGUUCCCGUCUCUCUCUUUCUUGUUCUAUCCUUCAUAUGCUAACCCAUGUAGGUCUUCGAAAAGAAAUUGCAUCGUCUCAUGACUAGGCACCAAGACUAAUUGAUCCACCCUAUAGAGUUGGUAAUGCUUUUCAAGUGCAAAUUGAGGUUCAAACAUGUAUUUUACCAAUAGUCUUGUGACCUAGUGGUAGGUACUUUUUCGCUUUCGAAAGUAAAAGGUCGAGGGUUCAAGUUUCCAUUAAGAACAAAAGUGAGUGUGCGAGUGUAUUUAUUGUAAACAUCAUGGUUAAAGGCAUGAGCAAUUUCAAUCUGAGAAGCAGGUUGUUGGUUGUUAGUUUUAUUAUUAAUACAGAGGCAAUUUCAAAAGUGGGUGUGCGAGUGUAUUUAUUGUAAACAUUAUGGUUAAAGGCACGAGCAAUUUCAAUAUGAGAA
Messenger RNA from Cornus florida, 1513 nucleotides. Its product is annotated as PLASMODESMATA CALLOSE-BINDING PROTEIN 3-like. Lineage: Eukaryota; Viridiplantae; Streptophyta; Magnoliopsida; Cornales; Cornaceae. The transcript is spliced from 4 exons. The record is from RefSeq and is a predicted model, not a curated record. Bases 525 to 1124 code for a protein of 199 amino acids.